AUGUCAUUCCUUCGUUCUUCAACUCCUUUGAAAAGUAAGGAGUUUCAGAAUCAGAAUGAUAUAUCUCAUAUCUCAGAUGAGGAAUUUGAGUCAUUAAAAGCUCCAUAUCAAUUUACAACCCAGCAAAAAUUAUAUCAUUUUUUAUGCUUCAUUGUUUUCUUCGGAAUCAUAAGAUUAUUAUUAAUAGUUUUCAUAGUUAUAUUUGCUUCAUUCUUAAUUCUUGGAUACAAGUUUGCUUUAACAGCAUUUCAAUUUCCAUCGAAAGCAGGCAAAAGUUUCUGCCUAUCCAUUGCAAGAUUUGGCAUUAGAAGUGUCCUGUUCCUACUUGGCAUCGUAUAUAUCAAUACAGAUGGCCAAUUUGACGAUGGAGCUCGCUUUGUAAUUUCAAAUCACAUUGGAUUACUCGAUGCCUUCGUAAUUUUAUACUUCCACGAUUUAACAAUUAUAGUUGACCAGGUAUACAGAACAUAUCCAUUCAUCUCAUUACUUUUAGAUUCUGUUAAUGCCGUGUAUAUCGAUCCAAGAAAGCCAAAAUAUCGUACGAAAAUGAUUAUUGAUGUAGUUGAUGACUUUUCAAAUUCUCCAGUUCUCGUAUUUCCAGAAGGCGCUCCAUCUGGACGCGGUGCAGCUUUAAUGAAAUACGAAAAGACGGCUUUCUCAACUCCAUACAAAGUUCAGCCAAUUACAAUGAGAUACCACAUGUUCGGAGUUCCAUAUGGAUAUAAUACAUACGGAUAUCAAGGAGAAAACUUAUUUUAUUACAUUUAUCGUCUUCUUUCAAUGCCUCCAUCAUUACUUUCCAUACACUUCCUCCCAUAUAUGUCCAUGGAAAAAGACGCUAAAUCAGAAGUUAAAGCAUUCUCUCACAAUGCUCAACUCAACAUGGCUAAUUUCAUUGGAAUUCGCGCAGUAGACCACUCAUGCUCUGUUAUGAAAAAAGAUAAAACAGAUUAA
Molecule: messenger RNA, 954 nt
Organism: Trichomonas vaginalis G3
Lineage: Eukaryota; Parabasalia; Trichomonadida; Trichomonadidae
Product: 1-alkylglycerophosphocholine O-acetyltransferase protein
Exons: 1
Coding region: 1-954 (317 amino acids)
Source: RefSeq, a predicted model, not a curated record